UCGAAACUAAAAUCUCCACCUCUGACAUUUUACAACACAAAUAAUUGCUAUUAAACCAAGCGAAUAUAUUACAUUUCUCGAUAAAGUGUAACAAUUCACAACCAAACAUUUAAGAAAAUCGGUAAAAAUGUUGCCACUACGUCCCAAGUUGGGAACUGAGAGUUCCAAAGAAUGGAUAUGCUGUUUCUGUGUCCAUGUCCGCACUGGCACUGUUUUGCUUGGCAUGUGGCAUCUGAUGCUGCAUUUAUUAGCGCUAGCAUUUCUGGCUGCGAUUGUACGCGACCCGAGGCUGAUGGCAGAGUUUGAGCGUGAUUCUUCUCCGACUAGCAGUAUCGAAACUCGUCCGACGCCGUUUUCGCAGCAAGGAACUCUUCCACGAGAUAAUAGUCUUAUUUACCAUGAUGUGGAUGUAGGUGCGCUGGUGACAGUGUGCACACUGGCUGUUACACUCAUGCUGAUAUACGGAGCUUCGCGCGGCAAACCGGCCCAUCUGCUGCCCUUCUUCUGCUUGCAGAUAUUCGACUUUGCCAUAACGGUAUUGACAGUAACGGGCUACCUGUGCUACUUGCAAUCCAUUCACCGGUUGGUAGAGGACGCUAAGCAUGUGCCGUGGCGCGAACAGCUUCGUGCUUUGCCUGCUUCAGUACUCGUGAUGGUCAUUUUGGGACUCUUCGCCGCCGCCAUUUUGCUCAAGGCCUACUUCAUCAGCGUCGUGUGGAGGUGCUACAAAUUCCUGACGAUGCGCACUCACGCGAUGCACGCCAUCACUCCUUACGUGAUCGCUUCGUCCCGAUCUCGUGUGCUGCCCUGCCCGCCCCCCACCUCCGGUGCAUCCGCCAUGCCCGCCUACUCCAGCCUGUUGCCGGACUACGAGGAGGCUGUCAAGCAAACCCCCCCACCGUCUUACCGCGCCGCUACUCUCAUGACGUCUGACCCUGCCGAUGCUGCUAAUCCAACACAAGCCCCGAAGGAGCAGAACCAACCGCCAGUGUCCAACACCGUAGUGAUGCUGCCUCCGCUAGGGGAGCAAGUCCGCAGAAUAGAAGAGAAAAGAAGAGCGGUUAAGCCGGAAAGUAUUUCCAACCAGACAGAGAGUGGAUUUGCCGAUAAGGGGCGCAUACUCGUGACGACUCUUGUGCUUAGUGAAACUCGGGAGCCAACCAUGGCGUCCACAAUGCAGCUCGAGUUUACACAGGCUAUGACCGACUUCAAAACAAUGUUCCCAGAUAUGGACGAUGAUGUUAUUGAGGCGGUGCUUCGUGCUAACCAGGGAGCCGUGGACGCAACCAUCGACCAACUGCUAACGAUGAGCACCGACAAUCAAAAUGAGAGGCUUCGGCUGGAGAUGGAGCGCGUAGAGAGCAGUACACCUUCGCGUCGCAGGGAACGACGUAUUACAUCUCGUUGCGGUCAAAACGGUGAAGACAAUGAUACCACUGCGCUCGUAAACGCCGACGAUGACUCAGUCCCGCUGUCCGUUAGAAGAAAAUGGGUUCCAAGAAUGUUGGGGCCCCUACCUCCCAUGUUCCUUCGUAUACCGCCCGGCACAGAUGCAAGAAUUGACUUGAGUCUUGAUAUGGAUGACGACCGUAUUGCAACUUUCCUGCAGAACGAGGAGUUCAUGGCAGAGCUGCGGUGGAAUCAAGAAUUCAUUGCCGCAUUGGAUAGCGAGCAAGGAAAUAAAACCAAAGGUCAUGACGAUGAAGCGGCAUUUAAGGAGAGGCUAAAAAAUAUGGGUAAAAUAUCUCGCAAGAAAUUCGCCCAGCUGUCCCGGAUGUUCUCACGGGGCGGAUCGCGAAAAAGUGGCAAUGCGCGCGCGCCUUCCCGUGGACCUCCCGACAGCUUACUAUUACAAGAAGAGCAUAGCGAUGAAGACGACCGACCACACACGCAGAACAUCAAAAUAUAACUCAUGUGUCCGCAAACAGUGUCCACUGUGGACCCGUUCAGUUACAUUUCUAUACUACCGUUUAAUUGCACAGUUGAAACAUACAUUUUAUCGCAGUGUAUAGACUGAGAACUGUAGCUAAAACCCUAAAAGGUUUAGCCUGUGCAGUUGGGAUUGUCUGAUGUACAGAGGAUUGCUAAAAUCGUAGAUUGGACUGCGCAGCGCUAUGCCAUUAGGUUGUGUAGUCCAAUCAGAUUGCCAUGCUUAAGUGAAAAAGACUUUUAUCGAAGGGCCUUAUAGGAGAUGCACAAGGUUUCGCAUAAGACUGGGAUUGUUUAGGUAAGGUUGCAUUAGUUUGUUGUUGUUGGAAGCUUUUACGAAGAAAGUAGGUUACAUUGUUUAACCGCCUUGUUAAAUUAUUUAUAAUUUUCGUUUUGUAAGAUAAGCUGACUUCAGAAUAUAAGUGCUUAGUGGAUUAAUUCAAUAAAAGUUAAAGUGCGCCUAUUUUUUACAUUAAAAACUAUAUAAUUAUAACUCU
Pararge aegeria (speckled wood butterfly) is the source of this 2426-nucleotide messenger RNA. RefSeq lists its product as uncharacterized. The transcript has 11 exons. Gene Ontology annotation, molecular function: ubiquitin binding. Gene Ontology annotation, cellular component: lysosomal membrane. The coding region runs from base 128 to 1909 and encodes 593 amino acids. The record is from RefSeq and is a predicted model, not a curated record. NCBI's taxonomy places the organism in Eukaryota, Metazoa, Arthropoda, Insecta, Lepidoptera, Nymphalidae.